Messenger RNA from Mercenaria mercenaria, 635 nucleotides. Its product is annotated as probable glutamate receptor. The record is from RefSeq and is a predicted model, not a curated record. Bases 1 to 594 code for a protein of 197 amino acids. The transcript is spliced from 4 exons. Lineage: Eukaryota; Metazoa; Mollusca; Bivalvia; Venerida; Veneridae.
AUGGCAGUUAACUCUUUCAAUCCGAUUUUCAAAGCAACAGGAGAAGCAUAUGUAGAGUUCAAUAAAUCUGAUCCAACAAUUUUGCACACAAAUCCAGCUUUUCAUGUUGAAAGAGUGAAAGAAGGGAAGUAUGCAUGGAUAGGUGAUAAAACUUAUAUUGAGAUAGCAAUGGCAUCAGAAUGCAGUCUUGUGUCCAUCAAGGAAGAAUUUAUGCCACUUAUUUACGUGUUUGGUUUCAAGGACAACUCUCCGCAUUCUGCAAUGUUCUCUAAACAGAUGAUAAAAAUACAUGAAAUAGGACUGUUCCAAAUAUGGAAGCGAAAAUGGUGGCCAAAGUCCAAUUUCUGCGCUGGAGAUUCGAUACCAGAGGCUAAACCAAUUUCUCUUAUGGAUGUUCAAAGUGCAUUUUAUGUUUGCUUUACAGGCAUUUUCCUAGGUAUGGUUGCCUUUCUGAUUGAAAUCAUAUUGCAAAAGUACUGGUCGUUUUUACAGAAAAGAAGAAAUGAACAAAAGAGUGACACGAAGACUGAAGAAAUGUCAAACAAAACAGCAAAUAAUCGUUUCAUUAUUAAUACGAAAAAUACACGGAUGUGAACGGUCGGCUUCGUCGACAAAUCAAAACAAUUUACAUUAUU